ACGUCAGGAUCAGCAGCUCAAUGAGGAAGUAAACAAACCUGCAGCGAGCGGACGACUCGACGGGAGAAGGGCCGGCUCUCCAAAUGACGUCUCUGAUUUGCACGUUAAAUGACCAUCGAGACGAUGUCAACUGGUGCGCCUUCUCGGCCAAGCUGCUGGCCACGUGCUCUGGGGACAAAACUGUCCGGAUAUACUGCACCAGUGACUUCUCAGAGCUGCCUUUCUCCCCGCUGUCGGGACAUGGCUACAGCGUCCACUGCUGCUGCUUCAGCCCCUGCGGACAGUUCCUCUGCUCCUGCUCCACCGACGCCACCACGGUUGUCUGGUCCACGGUCACGGGGGAGAUCGAGGCCGUCAUGGAGCAUCCCGGUCGCAGCCCUGUGAGGAUCUGUGCGCUCUCUCCUGACUCUGCCCACCUGGUCACUGGUGCAUCCGAUGGGACUUUGGCCCUGUGGGAUUUCCCGUCAAAACAGCUGAACCGGACCGGAGCCGUGAGCGACACCACCAUGACGGCCUGCUCCUUCAGCCCCUGCAGUCAGGUGUUCAUGACGGGCUCCACCUAUGGAGACCUGCGUCUGUGGGACCUGAGCAUGAACCAGCUCCACGCGGAGAAGAACGCCCACGACCUGGGGGUCACCUGCUGCACGUUUGCUCCUGACAUCCUCAGUGGAGGUCAAGUUGUGCAGUUCCGUCUGGCGUCCUGUGGCCAAGACAGUCACCUGAAGAUCUGGGUCAUUAACCAGCUCACUCCUGGAGCCUAUAAGAUGCAGCUCCUGCACACAUUAACUGGCCAGUCGGCUCCAGUCCUCUCCUGUGCCUACUCCUUAGAUGGGCAGCUGCUUGCGUCUUGCUCAGUUGACAAAACUGUUACAGUCUAUGACUCAGCAAACGCAGUUUUGCUUUACACCCUGAGACAGCACGAGAGGUACGUGACGGCGUGUUGCUUCUCUCCAACAUCACCGCUAAUUGCCACGGGAUCUAUGGAUAAGACUGUAAACAUCUGGAGGCUGGAGGACGGAUGCAGUGGCCACGGAGGGAAGACACUGCCUGAGGAUCCUGCUCUCGCAUCACAUGAAGGGAAAACCUCAGCCGGCCAAUCGAAGCUGCUGGUCACCGAUUGGUCAGAGGGGGAUGUGUCAGAGUGGCUGGUGGAGGAAGGCCUCUCGGGAUUGGUUGAGAAAUUCAGGGCCAACAACAUAGACGGGACCGAGCUGCUCAGUCUCACCAAGGAAACGCUGGCGUCAGAGCUGCUCAUAGAGUCUGUGGGCCUGCGCAGUAAACUCCUGAGGAAGGUGGAGGAGCUGAAGAGUCAUUCAGUCUGUUCAGGCGUUCCUGACGAGUUCCUGUGUCCAAUCACCCGAGAGCUGAUGAAGGAGCCGGUCAUUGCUGCUGAUGGCUACUCGUAUGAAAAAGAGGCCAUCGAGAGCUGGAUCAACACCAAGAACCGCUCCAGCCCCAUGACCAACCUCCCCUUGCUGACGACCCUGCUCACCCCUAACCACACCCUGAAGAUGGCGAUUGGCCGCUGGAAGACCAGCCAGUGACAUCUGACGAAGCUGUGUCCCAAACAUUUCACUUAGAGCGGAUCAUAAACUGUCUUAUAAAGAUGGACGACAUGAGGUCUCACCCCAAAGUGAAGCCAGAGGCUCAAUCACCUCCUGGGGACUGGAUGCAAUGAAGGUCAUAAUUCCUGCCUCCUCCAUGUUAUUGGUUGGAGCAUGAGUCAAACUAAAAAGUCCAAAACCACGUCAAAUGAAUGUUUCUCAAAGACGGUUUCUGUCAUUUUCUGUAAUUCUGAUACAUGUUGUGUUCAUGUUUCCAGUCAUUUUGGUUUCAUUAAGUU
Pleuronectes platessa (European plaice) is the source of this 1843-nucleotide messenger RNA. RefSeq names its product WD repeat, sterile alpha motif and U-box domain containing 1 (gene wdsub1). NCBI's taxonomy places the organism in Eukaryota, Metazoa, Chordata, Actinopteri, Pleuronectiformes, Pleuronectidae. Gene Ontology annotation, biological process: protein ubiquitination. The record is from RefSeq and is a predicted model, not a curated record. Gene Ontology annotation, molecular function: protein binding; ubiquitin-protein transferase activity. The coding region runs from base 84 to 1544 and encodes 486 amino acids. The transcript is spliced from 13 exons.